AUGAGUAAUACUGAUUCAUUUGCCAUUGUACAUUUUCCUCAAAAUCCAAAGAUAACAACUGAAGAUAUAGUUGAUAUUCAAUUUAAUGCGACAACAACAAAUAUAAAAACAGCUGAUUUAACAUAUGAAGGACAUGGAAUAAAAUCAUCUGAUUUAUGUGGUAUUCUUGGUUUUGUUGAUGAUCAAGGUCAUAUACAUCUUUCAUCAAAUUUUCAUUUAUAUACAAUGCGUCCAAAAUUAACAGAUUUUAAUAUACAAUUAGAACAAAAUUUAAAUAAUGAAGAUAAUAAACUUAAUAGAACUGAUCUUGAUGAAAAAUUUGGUACAGAAAAAAAACGUCGUUCUGUACAUUCAAAAAAACGUAAUACAAUAGAAGUCAAUGUUCUUGAAACAGCUGUAUCAGCUGCACGUGAACAAGUACUUCAAACAAGUAAUGAACAAUUAAAUGAAACAAUAAUUAAUAAUAAUAUAAGUUCAUAUAAUGAUGAUGAACAAAUGGCAAUACCAAAACCAAAUUAUGAUGCACAAAAACCAGAAGAUACUUUUAUUCUUGAUGAUAUUCUAAAUGAAAAUGAUUUAUUAUUAUUACAUGAUAAAUGUAGUCAAAUAGUUGAUGCAACUAAAGAUGAUAUACAAAGAUGGUCAAAAGAAGGUACUUAUACAUCAUUCGUAUGUGAUCAAAUGAAAAAAUUACCUACUAAUCAUGCUGAACGUGUGAAAUAUGCAUCAAAAGUUCUUUAUUUACAUUAUCUUAUUGCUUUUUUUAAACGUUCAAUAUUUAAACGAUUAUCUGGAAAACCAUUUCCUGAUGAUGCUCCGCGUUCUUUACAGGAUAAAGCUUUACGUAUUUAUGCUAUUGCUAAUAUUAAUGAACGUACACGAAAACAAGACAAUACUGUACCACCUCGUCUUCGAUUAAAAUUAACUGCACAUAUAUGCAUUUUAUCUUUGUAUAUCUGUCGUUUUACGGUAGAUAUCGAUAAUUUACGUUUAUCAUUGGGCAGUUCGAUAGCAGUAUCAAAAUUACAAGAUAUAUUCACUGAACUUGGUUGUAAAAUAAUAAAAGUAGCACAUACUAAUGUUGCAACACUUGAAAUACCAAUAAAUAAACCAAAAUUAAAAGAUGCAUCAUCUUUUUCAUCAAAUAGAAAACGAAAAAGAACAACUUAA
Molecule: messenger RNA, 1170 nt
Organism: Rotaria sordida
Lineage: Eukaryota; Metazoa; Rotifera; Eurotatoria; Philodinida; Philodinidae
Source: the annotation of a GenBank genome assembly